GUGGAAACACAUAACAGAGUUGAACUUGACGGGAAUAUGGAUGACUUGUUUACAUCGCAUUAAUAUUUUUAACGACAACAGCUAGUAAUUUACUAAAAGUAGCUAGAAAUAUGGCACAUGAAGACAUAUCCAGACAACUAAAAACCGAGGAUAAGAAUGUCACUGAUUUGCAGAAAGAAGCGUCUCUCUCAAGUCUUCCAGUAGAAACACUUGAACAGAUUUUUAUGUUCCUUUCCAAAGAGGAUCUUCUACAGGCCAUGUCUGUGUGCACAAGCUGGAAGUCUGUAAUCGUGAGCAGUCCCAAUCUUUGGAAAAAACAAACAUUUGUUUUGGACUGUACUCUCCGAACAACUAAGAAAAUAAAGACCGACCUGUUAUUUUGUUUUCAAAAUUUCGGGCCACAUUGUCAAACGCUGUCAGUUAAGUGCCGACAUCCAUGCUUGCAUGAUUGCCAGAAAAUGGCCAAUCGGUUCAAUUUGUUUCUCACAUUUUUGGUGAUGCCCAGGGUGACUUCGUUUAAAGUUUCCAAUCUUCGAAUGGAAUGCGCCAAAGGGCUAGUCAUGAAAAGUAUUGCCAAUAAAUUGACGAAAAUGUUUGCCAGACACCCUCCUUUGAACGCCUUUGAGAUGUCUUCAGCUCACUGGACUAUUCCUGAGGGUCAGAAAGUCUUGGAUGCCGUGUUCAAAAAGUCCAGAAACACUCUAGAAACACUUAGAAUGGAAGAAUAUUUUGUCUACCCCAGCAGGCGACAAAAGGAUUUAGAUUGGCUGUCCACCGGUCUGACGUCAUUGACAAAACUAACUAAACUGUGCAUCAAUUUCUUUUAUUUAACCGACGAAAUAAUUGUCUCCCUUGCGAGUUCCAGGCGAGGAGAGCUGACGUGUCUGUCUCUGUUAUUAAAAGCUGUCAGUCCCCAGAUCUCUCGCAUACAACAAGCAAGCUGGAUAUAUUUGGCGGAAGCAUGUCCCGAUGUGGAAGUCGAGUUCAAUAUCAUGGGCAAUGUUUACAAACCAUCUGUUUCUCUUCCAGCUUUAUUGGAUCCCGUUUUGCCUGUAUGCCGCCUAAAGAUGAUAAUAUCAAAGAUACUUUUUUAUUCAACCCGAAGGCAUGGCUAUAAGAUGGCAAUUGUGUUUGAUCACAUAAGAGAUCAUUACGGCCAAAGCAUCAGAAGUUUUAAACUAAGUUUACCAGAGCAUAAAGAAAACUUUGACCAGUCUUUGAUCAAAUUAGUGCAAAGCUGCCCACGUCUUGUCCAUGUUAAGGUUUCAGCUUCCUUCCAUUCGCAAAAAACAGCAAAGAGAAUUGAACAGAUAGUUGCAGAAAGACUUGAACUUGCUCCCACCAGCAAUGGUCGAUAUAAUAAAAAGGUCUGCACUGACAGUAAUGGUGUGGGCAAAGCAUCUCAACUUGAGGACACCAUGGAAGGGCCGUCUGGCUUUCAAGGAGCGUCUCAACAAUAGACAUAAAUCGUGGCUUCAAUUUUUGUCACAUCGUAAAACAAGUGUGCCGAUGUGGCAGUGUGUGCCUAAAGAAACAGACACAAUAAUUGGCGUUUGAUAAAAUUCAUUUACGGAAUCUGUAAAUACAUUACCGACGGACUAUAUGAUAAAAAGAAAAGAAACUAUC
Messenger RNA from Biomphalaria glabrata, 1626 nucleotides. RefSeq lists its product as uncharacterized. The record is from RefSeq and is a predicted model, not a curated record. The transcript is spliced from 4 exons. NCBI's taxonomy places the organism in Eukaryota, Metazoa, Mollusca, Gastropoda, Planorbidae. The coding region runs from base 111 to 1460 and encodes 449 amino acids. Gene Ontology annotation, molecular function: protein binding.